AUGUCAACACCACCAACACUCAAGCCGGAGGCUGCUGCGGUCCCUCUCGACUCGGCCGCACCCUCCGUUUGUGAUGCUAACAUUGGCUGUUCCGCGUCCAAUGAAGACCUCCUCUACGCCGAUGAGGCCGAGAAAGCUGCUCUUCACACGAAUACGGAGCAUUCUCUCACUUUCUGGUCUGCAAUCAAACUCCACUAUCCAGCUGUAUUGUGGGCACUGGUCGUCAAUCUCGCAACGCUCUGCCAGGGUUUGGACGGGCAGGUCGUCGGCGCCCUUGUGGGUAUAACCCCAUUUAAGCAACAAUUUGGCGUCCAGUACGGCGCCGAAUACAUCAUCCAAGCACACUGGCUGGGUGCCUUCAACUACGCCAACAAAGUCGGCUCCAUCAUUGGCGCAUUCUGUGCCGGAAUCGCGUAUGACCGCCUCGGCCUGCGGAGGGUCAUUGCCCUAAGUUCAGCUCUGUCGAUCUGCUUCGUCUUCAUUCAAUUCUUCGCCAAGCAGCCAGCGCAACUGGUCGUCGGGAUAUUGCUCAACGGCUGCGUCAUCUCGUUCUUCACCGUCUGCGCCACUGCCUACGUGGGCGAGGUGUGCCCUGUCGUCUUGCGCGGCUUUGCUGCCUCUGCCAUCAACAUGCUCCUUGUUGCAGGUCAGCUCAUCGGCUCCGGGAUCCUCAAGAUUGCCAACAACAUUCCAUCAGAAUGGGGCUACAAGUUGCCUAUCGCAAGCCAAUGGCCACUUCCCGCCAUCAUGCUUCUCUUCACACUCGGCUCUUUCUUGCCAGACCCUCCAUACUGGCUGUGCAAACGCGGAGAAUACAAGGCCGCAGAAGAUUCCAUCCGCCGCUUGGCCACCGACGAGGUUGAUCCUACUCUGAAGCUUAGCUUCGUCCGGGAGACGCUCCGCAUCGAGAACGACGCCAAGCAGGGCGCCAAGCCUAGAAUGCUGGAGUGUUUUCAAGGAACUGAUCGGCGCCGUCUCAUCAUCUGCCUUAUGACUUAUGCGAUCCAAGCCCUCGUUGGAGCUGUCGUUUUCCACGACUUUGCUGUCUACUUCUUCGAGCUCUCCGGUCUCAGCGCGGAGAAUGCCUUCAGUAUGAACGUUGGUGUCAACGCCAUCGGCUUUGUGGGUUCGUGCCUCGCGUGGUGGUUCCUCCAAUUUCUCGGCCGACGCAACGCUUACCUCUGGGGCUGCAUCAUCUUGGCAUGCCUUCAGGGCACAAUCGGUCUGUUGGAUUUUGCUCCUCGCCCAGCGUCUGGGACAGCUCCAUCAUCAUGGGGGCAGAGCGCGUUUAUCGUGAUGUGCAAUCUCGUCUACGACAUUACCAUCGGCCCUUACGGGUUUGUCCUGAUGUCUGAGGUGUCCUCAGCUCGGCUGCGAGGCUUCAACAUUGGGCUUUCAUCCGUAUUCUACCAGAUUUGUGCCAUCGCCUUGGCCGUUGCGGUACCAUAUCUCAUUAACGCGGACCAAGCCGCUCUUGGCGGGAAGAUUGGGUUUAUCUUUGCAGGAAUCGGUGGCUUGUGUGCACUAUUUUGCUUCUUAUGUCUUCCCGAGACAAAGGAUCGUACUUUCGAGGAGCUGGACCACAUGUUUGCCAUUGGGCUGCCGUCCAGGAAGUUCAAGGGCUUCCAAAUUGAACACCACGACGACAAGACGGAGGCAGAUGAACAGAAUGUUGGAGAGACGGAGAAGAACGGGGAAGGACAGCAAGACCCCGCGGGCCACUAA
This is a messenger RNA of Diaporthe amygdali, 1725 nucleotides long. Its product is annotated as mfs alpha-glucoside. The coding region runs from base 1 to 1725 and encodes 574 amino acids. Gene Ontology annotation, biological process: carbohydrate transport; transmembrane transport. Gene Ontology annotation, molecular function: carbohydrate:proton symporter activity. The transcript has a single exon. Lineage: Eukaryota; Fungi; Ascomycota; Sordariomycetes; Diaporthales; Diaporthaceae. The record is from RefSeq and is a predicted model, not a curated record. Gene Ontology annotation, cellular component: membrane.